Anopheles arabiensis is the source of this 622-nucleotide messenger RNA. RefSeq names its product splicing factor YJU2-like. Lineage: Eukaryota; Metazoa; Arthropoda; Insecta; Diptera; Culicidae. The coding region runs from base 80 to 460 and encodes 126 amino acids. The record is from RefSeq and is a predicted model, not a curated record. The transcript has 2 exons.
CGUGAUAACAAUGUUGCACUGUGUACGUUGACGCCUAUAUAAGGUAGAACGCAAGCUGCAUCUCUGGUACAACUGCUAAAUGAUGUCGUUUGAUCUAGAGUCGGCUGAAAUGGAUCAAGUAGCUAGGUAUACGGAAAAUCUUAUAGAAGAAAUGACGCCAACACUCGAACUUGCCAGUUAUGCGGUGCCGUUUGACAUGCGAUGCCUUAAAUGCAACGAGCAUAUUCCGAAAGGUGCAACGUUUCCAGCGCGCGAAGUCGAUAGUUCUUGUGCUUUCAUGGAUGAGUUAACAACAUACUUUAAGUGUGUGCAUUGCAACAAUGAAAUUGUGGUCCGUUAUACUUUGUACGACGGAUGUAACGAUUCCCAAACAAAGCUCAUCAAAGGAGCCGUACAGGUUCUGCUGCCGGAACAGCAAACCAAACCGAAGGAAAGUGAACCUAGCUCAGAGAAAAGCUAAUGUAAACUACCCUCAGGUGUCAUCAUGGCAUUGUUUCUACAAGGCAAAAUUAAAUAACAAAUUAAGAGAAACAACGAUUUUACCUUAUGCCGUGCGACAACGUUGUAUUCAGUGGACGGGCCGCAUACGGGGGGCUGAUAAAAGCUUUGUUUCGAAACCGUG